GUGGACCCCCGUGGCGCCGGCUGGGGUAUCACCGCGGGCCUCGACCCGGAAAUGGCGCUGCUGGCCGAACACCUGCUGAAGCCGCUGCCCGCGGACAAACAGAUCGAGACCGGGCCCUUCCUGGAGGCGGUGUCCCACCUGCCGCCCUUCUUCGAUUGCCUUGGGUCCCCAGUGUUCACGCCCAUCAAGGCAGACAUAAGUGGCAACAUCACGAAAAUCAAAGCCGUGUAUGACACCAACCCAGGCAAGUUCAGGACCCUGCAGAACAUUCUGGAGGUGGAGAAGGAAAUGUACCCAGCAGAAUGGCCCAAAGUGGGGGCCACAUUGGCGCUGCUAUGGUUGAAAAGGGGUCUGCGCUUCAUCCAGGUGUUUCUGCAGAGCAUCUGUGACGGAGAACGGGACGAGAACCACCCCAACCUCAUCCGUGUAAACGCCACCAAGGCCUACGAGAUGGCCCUGAAGAAAUACCACGGGUGGAUCGUACAGAAGGUCUUCCAGGCCGCGCUGUACGCAGCACCCUACAAGUCUGACUUCCUGAAGGCGCUCUCCAAGGGGCAGAACGUGACGGAGGAGGAGUGCCUGGAGAAGACUCGCCUCUUCCUGGUCAACUACACGGCCACCAUUGAUGCCAUCUACGAGAUGUACACCAAGAUGAAUGCAGAGCUCAACUACACGGUGUAGGCACCGCGGGUACACGGCCCCCCGCGGGGGCUGAGCCACCCGAAUCACUGUGAAUCAGCCGGGCCACCAGCCCCCAGGCCAGCCUGGGUCUGCAGAGGCGCAGGCCUUGGCUUUUUAAGGCUUUUUUUUUUGGCCUGUUCUAACGAAGCAAUAAACACCAGUCCUCCUUCCAACACUCCUUGGAUGUGCCCUACAGCACAGGCUGGCACACACCUCCUUGUCAGUGUGAUACAAACCAGUUAACAUUGCUAAUAAAUCUAGUCCUAGGAUUUUUUUUUUUUUUCCUCUUUCCCUAAGGAACCCUGCCUCACUCCAGGUCCUCCCGGGGACCUCACCCAGUGAUGUCUUAGGUCUUCUAAAGACUAUGACCAGUUUGAUUGAAGAGUAUGCAGGGUCUCUGCUGUGGCAUUUGUUUGAAAGCAAGCUGACAGGGCCUCAUGUGGCUCACACAGCCUGGUCUGUGGCACUGUCAGAAACCCUACUCUCUCUCUGUCUUUUGGCAGACAGGUUUGUUUCUUGUGUGUGUGUGUGUGUGUGUGUGUGUGUGUGUGUGUGUGUGUGUGCGCGUGCGUGUGUGUGAAUAGCUGAAGCACACCAGCAAGGCUUUUUAAGCCGCUGACCACGCACAAGCAGGUGAUCGUGUGACUGUUUUUGCAUUCGUCUGCCUAACUACUUUCUUCAGGGACAGCUUUUCCAACCUCAGAAACUGCCUAUCGUGGGAAUCCUCUAGAGGGGGCCUAGGAACCCUCCAGCUGCGAUACCCAAGAAACUGCCUCACUGCUUUCACCUUCCUGGCGCUAAAAAGAGCUAUUUUUUUAAAGUAUUGGGGCAAACAAGACAGCCCCAAAAGAAUUGAUGUGUCUUUAAAAUUAAAAAAAAUAAUAAUAAGGAACAAUUGGUGAUUUUUAUGCAGAAACUAAAUAAUCCUUAAUAAAUCUCUAUUUUGGAAUCGCA
Messenger RNA from Jaculus jaculus (lesser Egyptian jerboa), 1635 nucleotides. It is a transcript of the gene Gltp, whose product is annotated as glycolipid transfer protein. The transcript has 5 exons. Gene Ontology annotation, cellular component: membrane; cytoplasm; cytosol. Bases 52 to 681 code for a protein of 209 amino acids. Gene Ontology annotation, biological process: intermembrane lipid transfer; ceramide transport. Gene Ontology annotation, molecular function: ceramide 1-phosphate binding; ceramide 1-phosphate transfer activity. NCBI's taxonomy places the organism in Eukaryota, Metazoa, Chordata, Mammalia, Rodentia, Dipodidae. The record is from RefSeq and is a predicted model, not a curated record.